Molecule: messenger RNA, 528 nt
Organism: Myzus persicae (green peach aphid)
Lineage: Eukaryota; Metazoa; Arthropoda; Insecta; Hemiptera; Aphididae
Product: putative nuclease HARBI1
Exons: 3
Coding region: 1-528 (175 amino acids)
Source: RefSeq, a predicted model, not a curated record
AUGUCUCGCGCUCAUAAGCGUGCAUUUGCACUUGUUCUCGAGGAAGAAUAUGACGACUUUGAUGAUAUUUUCGUGAAUCGCCGUCCUAGGUUUAUCAAGGAAAGGACGAACGAUUUUGAAAACCUAGAUGAACUAGAUUUCGUGACACGAUAUCGGCUGUCAAAGAAGUCAGUUCUUCACGUAUUGGAACAAAUAGAAGAUCAGCUCGAAUACAGUAGUAACAGAAAUAACGGCGUGUCUCCAAUCAACCAACUUCUAUGUACCCUAAGGUUUUAUGCAACCGGGUGCUUUCAAGGGACAGCAGGAGACCUAUGUGGUGUCAGUACUGCGACAGUAAAUAGGAUAGUGCAUAAAGUCAGUCGGGCCAUAGCUUCAUUGUGGCGAGAUUAUAUUUUAUUCCCUGAGACAGAUGAAGAAAUUAAAAGGACUCAAAGGAUGUUCUAUCAGAAAGCUAAAUUUCCAAGAGUCAUCGGUGCUAUAGACUGCACCCACAUUAAAUUCUGGCAAUCGCCAGUUGCGUUCAGUUAA